UUGCCCAAAAUGAAUAUGGCCGCCAGAGAGUGACGAACGUCACCGGAGUAGCUGCGCUCGGCCCACCGUCCGCUGCCUUAGUCAUUCUGUAUCGUGAUGUCAGCACACGGAAGCGCUGCUCGGCUGUAACUCGCGAACUACGGGGCGCAGUCGGUCAGGACACCAGACUGUUAUAAGACUUCCGGGCUUGACAAAAUGCAGAGCACGGCAAAUUACCUCUGGCUGCUUUCCGAUAUUUUGGGACAAGGCGCAACAGCAAAUGUGUUUCGGGGGCGCAAUAAGAAAACUGGGGACCUAUAUGCUGUUAAAGUGUUCAACAACUUAAGCUUCCUUCGUCCAGCAGAUGUUCAAACAAGGGAGUUUGAAGUGUUAAAGAAACUCAACCAUAAAAAUAUUGUCAAACUCUUUGCUAUCGAGGAAGAGACAUCUAGUGGACACAAAGUUCUAGUUAUGGAAUUCUGUCCCUGUGCAAGCUUGUACUCUGUUCUAGAAGAACCAUCUAAUGCAUACGGUUUGCCCGAAUCAGAGUUCCUUAUUGUAUCACGUGAUGUCGUGGCAGGAAUGAACCAUCUCAGGGAAAAUGGAAUAAUUCACCGUGAUAUCAAACCGGGCAAUAUCAUGCGCGUUAUCGGGGAAGAUGGGCAGUCCGUUUAUAAACUCACCGAUUUUGGUGCAGCCAGGGAGCUGGAGGAUGAUGAGCAGUUUGUUUCGCUCUAUGGCACCGAGGAGUACUUGCAUCCAGACAUGUAUGAGCGGGCUGUGCUUAGAAAGGAACAUCAAAAAAAGUAUGGUGCUACGGUGGAUCUGUGGAGCAUUGGCGUGACGUUCUACCAUGCUGCUACAGGAAGUCUACCUUUUAGACCCUUUGAAGGACCGCGACGGAACAAGGAAGUCAUGUAUAAGAUAAUUACUGGAAAGCCCUCUGGGGCAAUAUCUGGUGUUCAGAGAGCAGAAAAUGGUCCAAUAGAAUGGAGCAGAGAUUUACCUCUUAGUUGCAGCUUGUCCUAUGGCCUUCAGGUUUUGUUUACCCCAGUUCUGGCCAACAUUCUUGAAGCCGAUCAGGAGAAGUGCUGGGGCUUUGACCAGUUCUUUGCAGUAACCAGUGACAUAUUCCGUCGAAUCGUGAUCCACGUCUUCUCACUUCAGCAAAUGACACUCCAUAAGAUAUAUAUCCAUGCAUAUGAUAUGGCUACAGAGUUCCAUGAUCUCAUUUACAAGCAGACAAUGAUUCCGGUGCAGAACCAGGAGCUUCUGUUUGAAGGGAGGAGGCUGGUACUGGAGCCAGGGAGGCUGGCACAGAGUUUCCCAGUCACCACCGAGGACAACCCAAUUUACGUGGUGACCAGGGAGCUUGUGAACAUCAUUGGUCUGAGAUACGAAGAAAUCUUUUUACCAAAGCUUCUCUUGCCCUUUGAUUUGGACGCUGAUGCUAAUUUGGCAAAGGUAGUAACAGGCAUUGUAUGCUACUACUGUAGGCUAUAUUCUUCCCUGCUGCUUGGACAGGAGCUUAUGAGGAAAGGAAUACGCUGGCUAAUUGAAUUAAUGAAGGAGGAAUACAACGAGACCAUUCACAAGCAUACCAAGGUCACUCUCAAGUUUAACUUUUGCAACAGAACCAUAGAAAAAGAUCUGAAAAUAUAUGAAAAUGUAAUCAGUGUCGAAUCAGAACUUUAUGAAUUACAUUCCAAGCUUCACCGUCUUUCCAGUUCGCAAGAAAAUUUGGAGACAUCUCUACAGGAAAUUAAAAAUAAACUGUCUCCAGGGGGACUUCUGAAUGAAUCAUGGAUGAGUGUCGAGGGCACUCACCCAAGUGAUAGGAAUUUGGAGAAGUUGCAGGUGCUGCUAAGCUUGAUCACAGAAAUAUACUGUCAAUUCAAAAAGGAUAAAGCACAGCGCAGGCUUACAUACAAUGAAGAGCAGAUACACAAGUUUGACAAGCAGAAGUUGUGCUUACACUCCAAAAAGGCUGCUUCGCUGUUCAAGGAUGAAUGUGUUGCCAAAUAUGACGAGUUCCGCAGCAAGGCGCAGGACUGGAUGAGAAAGACGAUUGUUUUACGGAAACAGCUGCUUACGCUCACCAGUCAGUGUUUUGACAUCGAAGAAGAAGUUACAAAGUGCCAGCACUAUAUUAAUCAGUAUCAAGAAACCAUGCCUCAGAAAAUGUUUGCUGCCCCCGGCGGGAUAAAACCUGCAGUGAACCCAAUCUAUUCAAGCCCCAACACCUUAGUGGAAAUGACUCUUGGAAUGCGCAAGUUGAAAGAAGAGAUGGAGGGAGUUGUCAAAGAGCUAGCCGAAAACAAUCACAUUUUGGAAAGAUUUGGGGCUCUGACUAUGGACGGUGGCUUCCGGAACGUGGAUUGCAUUUAGUGACCUCAAAUACUUGCAUGUGGCAAGCUGUGAACCGUGCACCGUUCCACUGGUGGCCGUACAAGGACCUUGAAAUAUUUACCUGUUCCCCAAUCAUCGUGUAUGAUUUCAGUGCCAGAGAUCUGUGUAUAUAUUUGUAUCAUAUUGUGAAUAUAGAGAAAUGUUUCAACGUAGUAUUUUACUUUUUAAUGCUGUUAAACCUGAUUGUGUAAUUUUCUGUGUUCUUAACAGCAUAAAUAUAUCAUAAAAUGAACUGUAUCCUGUAAGCAUAACGUGUAAAUAAAACAUCUGUCUGUCUUAAUCACUGUAAAUUCUUAGUUAAAAAAAAUCCUGGUAUUCACCUCAAAUUGCACUUUAUCUUGUAAUUUUCUUCUAAUGUGAAUAAACCAGCAUGAGUUUCUA
Spea bombifrons (plains spadefoot toad) is the source of this 2769-nucleotide messenger RNA. It is a transcript of the gene TBK1, whose product is annotated as TANK binding kinase 1. The transcript is spliced from 21 exons. Gene Ontology annotation, cellular component: cytoplasm. Lineage: Eukaryota; Metazoa; Chordata; Amphibia; Anura; Pelobatidae. The coding region runs from base 196 to 2367 and encodes 723 amino acids. Gene Ontology annotation, biological process: peptidyl-serine phosphorylation. The record is from RefSeq and is a predicted model, not a curated record. Gene Ontology annotation, molecular function: protein serine/threonine kinase activity; ATP binding.